AUGAUAUUGCCAAUUAUCGCAGCUCUAAGCAGCGGUGUUGUUGUGAAGAAGAUGAAGGUGACGCAGGUCUUCUCGUCGCGUUUCAAUGACCUGUGGGAAGAAUGGGAGCUCCGUGGUGUUGUCUUUGUCAGCCUCACCCUCCAAAUCCUGCUCAUUUGUCUGGGCAAUCGCCGCAAAUACAUCCGCUUUGCCUCGUUCUGGGGGGUCAUUUGGCUGUUCUACCUAAUGGCUGAUCCGGUCGCUAUCUACGCGCUUGGCAUAAUCACGAACAAGCUCACGAAGUUAAACAGCCAAAGUGUGGAUGCGACCACUGAGCUGCACGCGUUUUGGGCACCAUUCCUCUUGUUACAUUUAGGAGGCCCCGACACCAUCACGGCAUAUGCCCUAGAAGACAAUGAGCUCUGGUUGAGGCACUUCUUGUCACUAGUCACCCAAACAGUAGUAACAUUUUAUAUCUUCCUGAUGGCGUGGACCGGCCCUAAUAUAUCCAUCCUCACCAUCGUGAUGAUUUUUGCUGGGCUCGUCAAGUAUGGUGAAAGGGUUUAUGUGCUCUGGGCCGCCAGCAGUGAGCAGUUCCGGGACUCUAUCCCCGAUCCGCCUCCUAAUUAUUCCAAGAUAUUGGACCAACAGAAGUUGAUGGAGGCCGAGGGCUAUGAUGUCGUACCGCACGAAGUGAUCGAGGUCCGCGACGUGAUUGUGGAAAACAAAGUCGAUGGUGCCGAUCUUUCGUCCCAGGAGAAAAACCUCAAUCGGGAGCAACUUUAUAAGCGGAAGCAAGGAGAAUUGCUUGCGGCCAGAGGCUUGGUCAACAUAUUCCAACGCCUUUUCGCGGAUCUGCUGCUGAGUUUCGAGGAUCACGACACAAGUAAGUCGGUGCUGAAGGGUAAGAAUUUCCUCGCGGCCUUCAAUAUCAUUGAGAUUGAAUUGGGAAUCAUGUACGAUUUGCUCUACACGAAGGCCAAGGCAAUCCAUACUAAAUGGGGCUUUGCCCGUCGCAUAACUGGAUUGGUUUUGAUCUGCAUCGUAUUGGUACUCUUCAUCCGGAUCAAGGAUCAGCAUUACUCAGUAGCUGAUCUUUAUUUGACCUUUAUACUGCUAGCAGUGGCCAUAAUCCUGGAGAUUUAUGCUUUGGCUGUUCUUCUUUUCUCCGAUAAGACGGCUUGUUGGUUGAUCAAGGAAAAGAAAUUUGCGAUAGUCUUGGAUGUCAUCAAUUGGUUGCAACCGCUGACUAAACGGCGCCGAUGGUCGGAUCACAUAGCUCAAUACAGCCUAUUGAGCUUUGCAAUUAAAGAGAAGCACCUUCCUUGCCAUCAGAUCCUCGAAUUUCUGCACAUUGACGAGAAGGUCGAGAAGCUCUUUUACAAGCAUCACAAAAAAGUAACCGAUGAUUUAAAAAAACUUAUAAUGUCACAGCUCACGGAAAUGCAACCCCAGGGUACUACCAGAGGAAGCCGGGUGCUCGAAAAGUUCAACGAAAUGGGGAAGAAUUUAAAAUGGAGCAUCGAGCUGGAGUUUGACCAAAGCAUCCUCAUUUGGCAUAUCGCAACCGAAUUGUGUUACCACUCUAAAAACAAAUAUUGUAUUAAAAGUAUGGAGAUGAGUGAGUGCUUGUCUCAAUACAUGUUGUAUAUCCUUGUCAUGUACCCCAUGAUGCUGCCGACUGGGAUCGGUCGCAUCAAGUUUCGAGAAACCUAUAUAGAGGCCAUGAAACUCUUCGACGAGUUCAAGUCCAACAAAGCGAGUGAGGACACAGAGGACAAGGCUCCUUCCAACGACAGAGAAAACAUUCGAGGUUAUAAGAAAUAUGUGAUGAAAUGUGCAGGAUUCUGUGCUGGUGCUUGGCGACAUAUCAAUAAUUGGAAGAAGCGUAAAUUGGACAUCACUAGUGCCUGCAACCAGCUGCGGAACCAGGUGAAGACAAAGGUGAUUUUGACAGUCGCAAAGGGAGACCGGAGCAAGUACGUGCUGUUCCACGGGUGUCGGCUCGCGUCGCAGCUGGAUGAGAUCGAGAAACGAGAGGACAGGUGGAAGCUAAUAAGUGAGGUGUGGGUUGAGAUGUUGUGUUAUGCGGCGAGCAAUUGUAAAGGAAGUUAUCAUGCACAGCAACUGAGGAGAGGAGGAGAGCUUCUGACUCAUGUCUGGCUCAUGAUGGCUCAUUUUGGCUUGACCGAUAACUUCCAGAUCCCACAUGCCCCUGCGAUAGCUGAGCUGAUCGUGCAGUAGG
This is a messenger RNA of Syzygium oleosum, 2224 nucleotides long. RefSeq lists its product as uncharacterized. The record is from RefSeq and is a predicted model, not a curated record. The transcript is spliced from 2 exons. Lineage: Eukaryota; Viridiplantae; Streptophyta; Magnoliopsida; Myrtales; Myrtaceae. Bases 1 to 2223 code for a protein of 740 amino acids.